Messenger RNA from Menidia menidia (Atlantic silverside), 2584 nucleotides. NCBI's taxonomy places the organism in Eukaryota, Metazoa, Chordata, Actinopteri, Atheriniformes, Atherinopsidae. The record is from the annotation of a GenBank genome assembly.
CGUGCGCUGGGAUACACACAGCUAUGCGUGUGCAAGGUUCUCCUGUGCUCUUUUAUUCGUGUAUAUCCAUACCAAUCUCAUUGACGCUUAUCUGAGUUGCAUCAGUGACUAAAGGAAAACUGAUCGCUGCCCAUUUCUCACAGACAUGGGAAUUGCGCACAGUUGGCCACUUUGGUUUGUCUGUUUAAACCUCCUCUGAGCGACGAAGAGGGGGUUGUGUGUCCACAUACACACCUGACACUUCUUCAGUUGAUGCCGAGGGGGUUAUGACCAUGAACGUUGACCACCAGGCGGUUGCCAGCGCGCCGCUGGACCUGAGCAUCACCGCGCGCAGAAUCAGCGGGACGAGGACGCCGGAGCGCAAUGUUUGCGCCAGGGACGCCCGGGGAACAGGGGGGUCACCGGCGCCCCCCGCCUGCACGGGGACGGGCAGCUCGGAGGGUCGUCACGCUUCGGCCAGAGACUCGACAGGCACAGAGGCCAGUGCGGCUCGCAAACGGCCAGUGGACACAUCUGCCUUGAAGCUUCCUUUCAGGAAACGUCAAUUUCACGUAGAACCUGAGAGCCAGAGCUCCUCGCCGUCUCCACCUGUGAGCGCAGACAGCUCUUCCCCAGCGGGGGAACCGGACUGCGUGUGUCAGGAGAGAGUGGACGGUCGUUUGGAGAGAACCGCAGAGAGCAGGGUUGCUGUUGCACCGGUGACCCCGAGGCACCCCCAUGAGGCAGAAGGGUAUCCCUGGUGCUUUUUGAACCCCUUUAGCUACGGUCACUAUCCCAUUUAUUGCCUACCGGCCCCAGAGCCACAAUAUCCGCUCGUCCAUCAGACUGAAAACCUGCUGGAGGGAAUCUCACUGGCAACACAUCAAGAUGAAGAUGGAGACACAGCACUCCAUAUAGCUGUGGUGCAGGGGGAAUUGAACAUUGUCUGCAAACUCGUCGAACUGCUUAUGUUGGCUCAUAGAUGCCUUGAUAUCUACAACAAUCUCCGUCAGACGCCCCUUCAUCUGGCAGUGAUAACCAAGCAACCAAGCAUGGUGGAGGCCUUGCUGGGAGCCGGUGCUGACCCCAUCGCCUUAGACCGCCAUGGCCACACAGCAUUGCAUCUCUGCUGUGAAUAUGACCAGCGUGACUGCCUGUCUGUGGUGCUCUCUCUGUCCCCAUCCUCAGCAUCCCUCGAGAUAAGAAACUUUGAGGGUUUGAGCCCUCUCCAUUUGGCUGUGCGAAAAGGUCACCAGGAUUUGGCUAAAAUGCUGCUGGACGCAGGAGCUAACAUCAAUGCAAUGGACAUCAAGAGUGGUCAGAGUCCUCUCAUCCAUGCUGUGGAGAGCAAUAAUGCAGACAUGGUCCACUUCCUGAUUGAGAAUGGCUGUGAUGUCAACAGUCAGUCAUACAGCGGAAACACAGCCCUGCACAUUGCCUGUGGCCGUGGCCAGGUAGAUACGGUGCGACUGCUGCUGAAGAGUGGUGCUGACACCAGCCUGAAGAACUACCACAACGAUACCCCCGUGAUGGUAGCCAAAAACAAAGAAAUAGCGGAUGUGUUACGAGGGAGAAGCUCCAAGCUGACCAGAGUUCAAGAUCAAAACUCAAUGUGUAUCUCACCAAAGAGGAGUAAUGCCAUGCAAAAGGGAUCCCCAUCUCCCAAUCACAGUCGUGGAUCUUCACCUUUGACAACACCCCACAUUCUUCAUCACAGUGCCUCCCACUCACCAGAGACUUCACACACUUUUUAUCCAUUUAACUAGUUCAGUAUUACCUCUCAGUGGAACUUGAAACUACCUCCACAAGGCCUGGCAUCAAAGAGACAACCAAACUUCUGUCAAAGAAGGGUUAAUCAAAUGUCAUAUCGGACCAGAUCAUCACCGAAAUUACAAAUCAAAGACAGUCAAGUUGGUCACCCUCCUUGGGGUUUGAUACCUUACCGGCAAUCCUCAAGCCUUUCUGCUGAUACAGCUGCUGUUUUGGACACCUCUUGAGAGCUCAGCGUCUUCAGUGACUUUUUCUUAUGCUUGUUCAAUGAACUGAGAGUGUGCUACUGCAUAUAAAUAUGGUAGAUAAUGUAUGUUUGUGAAGUUGCCAAGGCAUAGACCUAUUGGUAAAUUCCCGAAAUGGCCAUGCUUAGCAACCCUUGCAUACCUGCUAAAAAGGAAAUAAUAUAAAAGAGGAAAAUAUGAAUGUGGCUGUGUAAUGAACAGAAGAUAGUCAAAAGACACAUAGCCUUACCUGAACUACUGACAUCGGUAGUGUCUUCACCAUAAGGGUAUACCCAGAGUUUAAUAAUUGUUUCUGGUAUCAAAUUGUUGUUGUUCCAUAUUUUGAAUAUUUAAAUUUGACCUUGGUAUCUUUGUGGUUGUGCUUGAGUUUAUAUAGUAUGAGUUUAUUUCUACCUGUGAAAAGUUGUAGAUAUUUUUUAAUAUAAAUUGUGUCCCACACCUUCACUUGUCAUGUUGCCUUUUUGUCCCAUUACAACUUUUGAGAAUUUGAAAGCAGACCUGUGAUUGGUCAGUUUGAUGAUCCUUUGAGGCACAGAACCAAUCCAAAAACGAGCGCGCGGCCAUAUUGAAUUGUCAAUAUUCUGAAAGAA